AUGUCAGGACAAAAAAGUGUCCUUGCCAUCCUCAUGCGACGCUCCGUCUUCUCUACCGUUUCCUUCGCUUUCAAGCAACCUGUCAAGUUUCAUAGCUGCAGGAUCCCAUCUCGUCGCCUAAACCUCUACAGCCCCUCUCGAGCGUUUAGCCAAACAUCCACCAUGUUCAAAGUCGGUGACGAUUUUGAAAAGAAACAAGCCUCCCGGCCGGAGUUCAAGCGUGACGUUCCCGUCACUUUCUCGCAGCCACCGAACCCCAGCUGGAAACAGGGAGAGGGCGCCAACGAUGGCGAAGGGCGACCGGCCGCCUCCAAUUAUAAGCUGUUGAUCUCGGGCAUAGUCCCUCGUCCGAUUGCGCUCAUUAGCACAAAGUCCAAGGAUGGAAAGACGACAAACUUGGCACCGUUCAGUUAUUCGAAUGUCAUUAACCAUGACCCUCCGCUCUUCACGGUCGGAAUUGUUGGCUCCCUGGACAAGGCCAAAGACACACUGAAGAACCUGGCGGAGACGGAGGAGUGUGUGAUCAACAUCAUCUCGGAGCAUUUUGUCGAAGCUGCCAAUGCGACGGCCAUCAACGCUCCUUAUGGAGUGUCCGAAUGGGAAGUCUCCGGGCUCACCCAAGCACCCUGUGCCGUUGUUCAGGCGGCCCGUGUGAAAGAGUCCAUCCUGGCGAUCGAAGGCAAGCUGGUGGAAACCAAGGAGUUCGAGAGCCGGUCUACUCCUGGCAAGAAAUCGGGAGUGUUGGCAAUAAUUGAGGGUGUUCGUUUCUGGGUGAGAGAUGAUGCGAUCAACGAAGACAAGAGCAUUGUCGAUUUGAAGGUGCUGAAGCCUAUUAGUCGGCUGGGAGGCAUUUCGUACGGGCGGACCACCGACGCAAUCGAAAUCCCAAGACCGCAGUUCUAG
Aspergillus welwitschiae is the source of this 903-nucleotide messenger RNA. Its product is annotated as flavin reductase family protein. NCBI's taxonomy places the organism in Eukaryota, Fungi, Ascomycota, Eurotiomycetes, Eurotiales, Aspergillaceae. Gene Ontology annotation, molecular function: FMN binding. The record is from RefSeq and is a predicted model, not a curated record. Bases 1 to 903 code for a protein of 300 amino acids. The transcript is spliced from 3 exons.